Molecule: messenger RNA, 771 nt
Organism: Fusarium tjaetaba
Lineage: Eukaryota; Fungi; Ascomycota; Sordariomycetes; Hypocreales; Nectriaceae
Exons: 3
Coding region: 1-771 (256 amino acids)
Source: RefSeq, a predicted model, not a curated record
AUGAAGCCCAUUCUUACGCCUGCAUUGCUCGCAGCGAUUCGAAAGCAACCAGAUCUACCACGUAAUACAUGGUACUUCAUCACUGCUACCACUCUAUCAGCCCUCAAUAGGCCAGACGAGCUGCCAGAGGUCUUCAAGAAUGCCAUAGGGGAGGGCUUGGGCACUAUUGGGAACGAUGUUCCGAGCCGGGACGAUCAGUUACGCAUCUCUAGACGUCUCAGAGAAGCCCUCUUGAAAGCUUCUGCCGUCGGUGGCAUGCCCAAGGUUGGCAGGCCACGAUCGAUUAAUGCUCUGAUUUCCCUCAAGUCUGCAACCCCUGAAGACCUACUGGACGAACCAGGAAUGGGUACAUCUCUCAGGCAUAGGGACAUACACGAUACUGCACCAGCACAAGUGCUCGAGCGAGGACGAGCCUUCUUCGAAGCCAUAUAUGGCAAGAUUUCCAGACGGAUAAUGGGCCAACUAGACCGGUCAGGAGCACCAGACUUGGGCUUGCUGGCGAGGUUGACAUAUGGGUAUGUCCUCAGCAACACUGAUGUGCUUACACCAGCCGAAACUUCAUUCGUACUCAUUGCUAGUCUCAUCCCCCAAGAUGUGAACCCUCAACUGAAGGGACAUUUGCGGGGUGCACUCAAUGGAGGUGCCAGUAUAGAUGAAGUGAGAGCCGUGAGAGAUGUAGUUAUUAAGAUUUGCGAAGCUUCAGGAAUGAAGAAACUAGAAGAGGAUGCCAUUGGGGGAUGGGGUUGGAGAAGUGAAGUUGCGAAUGUAUAG